AUGGCCGCGAUGUCAGUUAUAGGUAUUGAUUUCGGCAAUGAAUCGUGUUAUAUUGCUGUUGCAAAAGCAGGUGGCAUUGAGACAAUAACUAACGAUUAUAGUCUUCGAGGUACACCAUCAUGUGUGGCCUUUUCCCCAAAGAAUCGAAUAUUAGGUGUAGCUGCCAAAAACCAAAUGGUAACAAAUAUGAAAAACACCGUAUUUGGCUUCAAACGACUCCUAGGUAGGAAAUUUUCGGAUCCUCAUGUGCAAAAGGAACUGAAACACUUUCCGUUUAAAGUAGAACAGCGGGCAGAUGGUGGAAUUGGAAUAAGAGUAAAUUACCUUGGCGAAGAUAAUGUGUUUAGUCCAGAACAGAUUACAGCUAUGUUAUUCACAAAAUUGAAAGAUAUAGCAACAACUGCUCUUCAAACUCAGGUUAAUGAUUGUGUCAUAUCAGUACCUAGUUACUUCACUAAUGCAGAAAGGAAUGCCCUUUUAGAUGCGGCAAGCAUUGCCGGUCUAAAUGUACUUCGUCUUAUGAAUGAGACCACUGCAACUGCACUAGCAUAUGGAAUUUACAAACAAGAUUUACCAGCUCUGGAAGAAAAACCUCGCAAUGUUGUUUUCGUUGACUUUGGUCAUAGUUCUCUUCAGGUAGCUGCAUGUGCAUUUAAUAAGGGUAAAUUAAGGGUGCUGGCAACAGCUUCAGACCCGUAUUGUGGUGGCAGAGAUUUAGAUAUGGCAAUGGCAGAAUACUUCUGCCAAGAUUUUGUAACCAGAUAUAAACUUGAUGCUAGAAAAAAUCAGAGAGCUUUUCUGCGUCUCUUACAAGAAGUUGAGAAGCUUAAAAAGCAAAUGUCAGCCAAUAGCACUCGUCUCCCGUUAAAUAUUGAAUGCUUUAUGGAAGAGCGCGAUGUGUCUGGUGAUCUACAACGCACCCAAAUGGAACAGAUUUGUGCUGAUACAUUCAAUAGAGUGGAAAGAACUCUGAGGGCUAUAUUGCAUAAUGCUAAAUUAAGACCUGAAGAUAUAAGUUCAGUAGAAAUUGUAGGAGGUUCCACUAGGAUACCAGCUGUAAAGGGUCUAAUUGAGCAAGUAUUUGGCAAACAAGCUUCUACUACUUUAAAUCAGGACGAGGCGGUGUCGCGCGGCUGCGCGCUGCAGUGCGCCAUGCUGAGCCCGGCCGUGCGCGUGCGCGACUUCAGCGUGGCCGACGCGCAGCCCUACGCCGUGCGCCUCGCCUGGGACGCCGCGCGCGGCGAGGACGGCGACAUGGAGGUUUUCCCACCGUUCCAUGCUGCACCAUUCUCAAAAAUGCUCACAUUCUACAGAAAGGAACCAUUUACAGUUCGGGCCUAUUAUUCUGAUCAAACGCUAUAUCCUGAUAGUUUCAUUGGUCAGUGGAACAUAAGAGACGUGCAGCCGACGGCGGAGGGCGAAUCGCAAAAGGUUAAACUGAAAGUGCGCGUGAACAUCCACGGCGUCGUGACGGUCGCGUCCGCCUCCCUCGUGGAGAAAAAGCAGGACUCGGCGCAGAGCGAGAACGUCGAGAUGGAGAACUCCAACGACGCCGCCCACGACGCGCCCAUGGACACCAGCGGGCAGGACGCCGCGCCCGACCAAGAGGAUCAAAAUGAUGAUAAAAAGGAUAAGUCUAAGGACAAAUCUAAGAAGGUGUUGGUGAAAACUAUUGAAUUGCCCAUCGACGCUCAAACCCAUGGCUUUGCUCAACAUGAGCUUAACGCUUACAUGGAACAAGAGGGUAAAAUGCAAGCCCAAGAUCGUCAAGAGAAGGAGCGCGCCGACGCUCGCAAUGCCCUCGAGGAGUACGUGUACGAGCUGCGAGGCAAGUUGUCCGAGGGUGAGGUAUUACACGACUUUGUGGCUGAGGACCAGCGCCAGAAACUUGUGAACCAACUCGAUGCUCUCGAACAGUGGCUUUACGAUGAAGGCGAAGAUCAAAACAGACAGGUGUACAGUGAUAAACUGGCAGAGUUACGGACAGAAGGUGAACCUAUUAAACAACGACGACUUGAAUUCGAACUGCGCCCCGCUGCUCUUGAAGAGUUUGCUCUCUCGAUCCAGCUAACCAAUAAAGCUAUUGACUUGUACAGAGCCGGCGACGCCAAGUACGCGCACCUGUCGGAGGCGGACAUGCAGAAGGUGGCGGAGGCGCAGCAGAGCGCGGCGGCGUGGCUGGAGGCGGCGCGCCAGGCGCUCGCGCGCGCGCCCCCGCACCUGCCGCCGCCGCACACCACGCACCAGAUCCGACAGGAGCGACAGUCGUUCGAGAACACCGUGAACCCUAUCUUGAACAAACCCAAGCCCAAGGAGAAGACGCCGCCGCCCGCGCCCACCGGCGACGCCCCGCCGCCGGCCGCCGCGCCCGCGCCCGACCACAUGGACGUGGAG
This is a messenger RNA of Brenthis ino (lesser marbled fritillary), 2394 nucleotides long. Lineage: Eukaryota; Metazoa; Arthropoda; Insecta; Lepidoptera; Nymphalidae. The record is from the annotation of a GenBank genome assembly.